AUAUCUUAUUGUAACGUAAUUAAUUUAAAAGUUUCAUUGUUACGUGUAUUUCCAAAAUUUAUAUUUACACGCAAUCAAAGCACCAUCAAACAUCAUCGCUAAAGCAAUUACGAAAGUAUUAUGCUGUGUCUAUUUCUUAUAAGCGUAUGUGAAUUUGACAGUGUUAGACACAUAGUUGAACGUAAUUGCAAUAAAACAUAUAUCAUAAUGUUGAAUUGAAACUUGUCGAUUGAACAGCUGUGUUAUUUAAGGAAGUAUAUUAGUGUAUUAUAAUAAAAGCAUUUGUUUUAUUUAAGUUUUAGUAAAAAUCAGACAAUAUGGAGGUUGAUGAAAACAAUGCAUCAGCUCCAACGGAUACACCAAUGGAAGUUGAUCAUGAUGCCGCUGGAAAACAUACUACUUCAUCAAUUAAUCCUCCAAGUGCUAUUAAAGUAAUGGCAUCUUCUGGUACAGUAGGCUCUGUUUCUAUUAGUCUUCAUCCGCUUGUUAUAAUGAAUGUUAGCGAACAUUGGACUAGACGUCGGGCUCAAGAAGGAACGGAUCAGUUAGUGUACGGAGCAUUGAUUGGUAAACAAAAAGGUCGUAAUAUAGAGAUCAUGAAUUCCUUUGAAUUAGUGUUUACAUGCAUUGGAGAUGAUGUCAUAAUAUAUAGAGAUUAUUAUAAUACAAAGGAAGAACAAUUUAAACAAGUUUUUACUGAUAUGGACUUCUUAGGAUGGUAUACUACAGGAGAUAUGCCUAAUGAAAAGGAUAUUAAAGUACACAAGCAGCUUUGUGAAAUAAAUGAGAGUCCUGUAUUAUUAAAACUUGACCCAAGACCAAAAAAUACCGAUCAACUUUCUGUAUCCAUGUAUGAAUCAGUGAUCGAUUUGGUUAACGGAGAAGCUACAAUGUUGUUUGUUCCAUUAACUUAUACAUUGGCUACAGAAGAAGCAGAAAGAAUCGGACUUGAUCAUGUUGCAAGAAUGUGUACUAAUGACGAAGAAGAAAGUUCAUUAGUGGCUGAACAUCUCACUGCACAGCACAGUGCUAUAAAAAUGUUAUACUCAAGAGUAAAUUUAGUUUUAAGAUACGUACGUGCAGUACAGAGUGGUGAACUAAAAGGGAAUCAUGAAGUGUUGAGAGCAGCUUGUUCUUUGGGUCAUAGAUUGCCAGUUUUAAAUAAUCCCAAAUUCAAAGCUGACUUUUAUAAUCAAUGCAAUGACUUUGGUUUGAUGACUUAUCUCGGAAUUAUAACGAAAGGCUGCAAUAAUAUUAAUCAAUUUGUUAACAGAUUCAAUAUUUUGUAUGAUAGACAAGGUGUCGGUCGUCGUUUACGUAGUCUUUUCUUGUGAUAAGUAAAAUGAAACUCAUUUUUAUAAUAAUCAUCCUUUUUUUACUCCAUACGUUAUAUCGAAUAUCUUUUCAAUCUUGAAACAUUCGAAAAAAGCAAAUUAACUGGUGAGUAAUUCUAAAGUUACAAUAGAUACUGUACGCCUUACAGAAUAAAGUUGGGACUAAAAUACA
This is a messenger RNA of Megachile rotundata (alfalfa leafcutting bee), 1506 nucleotides long. RefSeq names its product COP9 signalosome subunit 6 (gene CSN6). Gene Ontology annotation, cellular component: COP9 signalosome. Gene Ontology annotation, molecular function: protein binding; metallopeptidase activity. Lineage: Eukaryota; Metazoa; Arthropoda; Insecta; Hymenoptera; Megachilidae. The record is from RefSeq and is a predicted model, not a curated record. Gene Ontology annotation, biological process: protein deneddylation.